This is a messenger RNA of Rhizophagus irregularis DAOM 181602=DAOM 197198, 709 nucleotides long. The record is from RefSeq and is a predicted model, not a curated record. Lineage: Eukaryota; Fungi; Glomeromycota; Glomeromycetes; Glomerales; Glomeraceae.
AUGUUGAAAGAAGAUAUUUUUAUUAACCAUUCCUUCAACAGUGAAUAUUUUCUUGAAUUAAGAAAGAAAAAAGAAGCUACUUUUGAACGUGAAGAUAUUAAGGUGGCAGAACAGUCGACCAGUGCUGCUAAAAUUAUACAGGAGUAUUCAAGAGAUGAUAUAGAUACACAAGAAUUAAAAGGUAAAAUUAAUGAGCUUGGUAUGUGGGAUAUUGGAUGUUUAUAUGAUUUUACAUUUUUAAUGAAGAAUCAAAUCAGUUGUCAGUUAAUAGAAUUAUUAAGGUGCUAUAAAAUAAUUGAAAAAAAAUUGUUGUAUAAGGUACUGAAACAAAUAACUGGGAGAGUUUUAUUAGAAUUCAAAGUGCUUAUUUGGGAACCAAAGAAUGAGUUACAAAUAAAGAAAGAAAAGCAGUGCGGUAUUAGCAGUAAAGAUAAAAAAGCUAAGUCACAUAGUAAACGCACUGAAGUGGAUGUUAAAAAUGUUGGCUGUAAGAUGUUAGAAAGUAAUUGGAAUAAAUGGAAUGAUUUGGCAUUCCAUCGAGAUGGUCAUUGGGCAAAUUUUUAGGUAGAUCAUGACAGUCACCUUUGAAUUUGAGGUCGCUUAAUUCUUAUAUGUAUUUGUUUAUCUUAUAUUUUGUAAGUUUAUAUAUGUAAGUAAGCGUGAUUAUAAUAGGACAUGAUCGCAUCUAUAAUAAAGUAUUAAAAAAAAA